Messenger RNA from Symbiodinium sp. CCMP2592, 1710 nucleotides. The record is from the annotation of a GenBank genome assembly. Lineage: Eukaryota; Dinophyceae; Suessiales; Symbiodiniaceae.
AUGUCGGUACCUGGCCAGAUCAGCGAGCCGGAGGUCAGCCCACAGGCUUCAUGGCUGGGGUUCAGCGUUGCCGAUGCCUUCUUGGGCAUUGAGGCCCGCUUGGAUCGAAUCUCAGAGCAAGUAGAGCUAUGUAUAUCGGAGGUGACACAGAUGAACCUCAGACCGCCUUCACAGGCUCUACACCGGAGGGUGAAUUUUCCUUCCAAGGUCCGGCCUGAGGGCAUCUUGCCCGUAAUACCUUCAGAGGCUCCUCUUUCCUUGGAAACGCCGUAUCCGAGUGAAAUCGAAACCAUUCCUUCGCUGGCGAGCUUCUCCCAGGACAUGUCCCACACAGACUCACGCCUAAAGCCCACCAUCAGUGAGCGAAGUUUCCGUGAGAUGACCCGGAGUGGAACAGACGCCCAGACCGUCCAAUCGGGAGUGUACGAGCAUCGUUUCAGCCGGCAAGUAAAGGCUUUCCGGAGCGUUGACCUCAGGGUGGCCUGGCAGGUCUAUGGCACAGAGCUCAAGCAAAGGAUGGGCAGCCUGGAAGCGCAGCCACUUAUGAGACUGGUCUAUCGCACUCGGGCUGAGUUUUUAUGGGAGUUGUUAGAUGAUCCGGAGUCCAGUCGCUGGGCGUGGUGUCUGGCGAUACUUCUGAAAAUGCUUGUGCUUGUAUCCAUGCUGACUUCGGAGCUUGCUGCCCUGCCGCACAGCGUGGAUGCACGUGCAUUGCUUGCUUUCGAGUUCGUUUGUGAUACAGUCUUCUUCGUUGAGUUCUGGUGCCGUAUUCUUUCUGCACCAAGCAAGAGGAGAUACCUGGCCGAUCCUCUGAAUGCCCCGGAUGUUCUCUCCAUAGUCGGACUUCCGCUUCGGACAUAUCUGAUCUUCGCCGUCCAGCCAUCCCCCGAGUAUGAUGUGCUCAGAACACUGCUAUAUUACUUCUUACCCCUGGUUCGCUUCCUUAAGCUAUUGAGGCGUUUUGAUACCAUCAGACUUCUGACCGAAGCAUGUAGGAACUCUCUGGAGUCCCUACCAGUUUUGGCUUACAUGGUGGCUCUCAUCACGCUGGCAGCUGCGACUGGCAUCUACCUUCUUGAGCCGGUUGACAACAUCCCCAGCAUGCCACAUGCACUGUGGCUUGCCAUCGUGACCAUGACAACCGUGGGAUAUGGCGACUUCUACCCAAUAUCCCUGGGAGGUUAUCUGACGGUGUCACUUCUCACGUUUGUGAGCAUGAUAUUCCUGGCCCUGCCUGUUGGCAUUAUCGGCUACGAGUUCACGCAAGCAUGGAAGCAGCGGGAGCAAAUGCUUCUCAUGAUGCGGAUUCGAAGAAGUCUUGUGAAGUGGAGCUACGACGCCAACGACAUGAACAUUUUGUUUCAGUACGUCGAUGGCGAUGGAGACGGCUGCCUCAACCUCACAGAGUUUGUGGAGCUCGUUCGUCAGAUGCGCAUCGGCUUAUCCGUUGACCAUGCAGUGCAGAUCUUUGCGUUGUAUCACGAUGAGUCGCAAGGAACCAUGAGCUUUGCGGAGCUGUUGCGCGAUAUAUUUCCUGAAGAAUACUUGCGGGAUCAGCAGGAGAGGGCCGGUGACCAGCAGCUGCAGCUACAAGCCUCAAAGCAGAGCAUAUUUCAGGCUUUGCAGCGCUUCGAGUCUGACCGGCAGCAUUCUGCUGCAAGCCAAUCUGUAAAGAGCGAUUUCCAAACGAGAGACGAGGACACCGGCUGA